AUGGCGGACAAGCAGAUCAGUUUGCCUGCCAAAUUGAUCAAUGGGGGGAUCGCUGGCCUUAUCGGUGUGACCUGUGUGUUUCCCAUUGACUUGGCCAAGACCCGCCUGCAAAACCAGCAGAAUGGAAUGCGCCUUUACACCAGCAUGUCAGACUGCCUUAUUAAGACGAUCCGUUCAGAAGGAUACUUUGGGAUGUACAGAGGAGCGGCGGUGAACUUAACACUAGUAACGCCGGAGAAGGCCAUUAAACUGGCUGCUAACGACUUCUUCAGGCACCAUCUCUCUAAAGACGGGAAGCUCACUCUCUUCAAAGAGAUGCUGGCAGGAUGCGGGGCCGGUACAUGCCAGGUUAUAGUAACAACUCCUAUGGAGAUGUUGAAAAUUCAGCUCCAAGAUGCUGGGCGUAUCGCUGCACAGAGGAAGCUGAUGCCAGAGACGGUGGCUGCGGGCACAGUGGAGAAGUCCCCCACCGCCAUGCAGCUCACCAGGCAGCUGCUAAAUGAAAAGGGGAUCGCCGGCUUGUACAAGGGCCUGAGUGCCACAUUGCUGAGAGAUGUGCCCUUCUCCAUCAUCUAUUUCCCACUUUUUGCCAACCUUAAUCAGUUGGGCAAGAGGGGUGCCGAGGGACCUGCUCCGUUCUAUGUGUCGUUUCUGGCAGGCUGCGCGGCGGGGAGCACAGCUGCGGUGGCUGUAAACCCGGUGGAUGUGAUCAAAACACGUCUGCAGUCUCUGACCCGAGGCAGCACUGAAGACACGUACACUGGAGUCGGGGACUGCAUCAGUAAAAUCAUGCGGAACGAGGGUCCGACAGCGUUCCUGAAGGGCGCCUACUGUCGAGCGCUGGUCAUAGCGCCGCUGUUCGGCAUUGCUCAGGUCAUUUACUUCCUGGGUGUUGGUGAAUAUAUCCUCAGCUUCUUGCCCAAGAAAGACAAAUAA
This is a messenger RNA of Knipowitschia caucasica, 936 nucleotides long. NCBI's taxonomy places the organism in Eukaryota, Metazoa, Chordata, Actinopteri, Gobiiformes, Gobiidae. The record is from the annotation of a GenBank genome assembly.